AUGGAGGACCCGCCGCCGCCGCCGCCGCCGCCGCAGAGGCUGCGGUGCGCGGUGCAGCACUACGAGUGGGGCCGACGCGGGGCUGCCUCCAUCGUCGCGCGCCUCGCGGACCAGCAGGAUCCCGACUUGGCCCGCGCGGACACCCGACGCGCUCGGCCCCGCCGUCGCCGCGCGGUGGGGAGGCGACCUCCCAUUCCUCUUCAAGCCGGCGCCGGCAACGCUGGUUACGUGCAGGUGCUUUCGGUGGCCAAGGCGCUCUCGAUCCAGGCGCACCCGGACAAGAAACGCGCCGAGGCGCUGCACGCGCUGCGCCCUUCCGUCUACAAGGAUGACAACCACAAGCCCGAGAUGGCCAUCGCCAUCACCGAGUUCCGGGCGCUCUAUGGUUUUGCGGCCAUCCAGGAGCUCAAGGAUGUCCUGAGGACUGUACCUGAAGUUGAAGGGCUAAUUGGGCAUGAGCAUGCUGCCAAGCUCAUGAGCUUCAAGGAGUAUGAUGCGGUCGCCUGA
This is a messenger RNA of Oryza sativa Japonica Group (Japanese rice), 507 nucleotides long. The record is from RefSeq and is a predicted model, not a curated record. NCBI's taxonomy places the organism in Eukaryota, Viridiplantae, Streptophyta, Magnoliopsida, Poales, Poaceae.